AUGUUACCAGGGGGAAUGUUGAAUCCGCUGGCUGUUGUCCGAGGGAGCGGCGCGUGGACUAAGUGGAAUGUGACUCAGCAUGACGUGUUUCGGUGUGCCGCUGACGUGGCUGGAGAUGGUGGCGCUGACAGAGGCUGCGCCAUGCUGAUGCCGCCGCUGAGAUUGACUGGCGAAUCAGAGGAAGGCGAUGGAGCGGGGCAUACGCGAUUCGGAUCAGGGGAUAUGCGGUGCGAGGUCGCGGAACGGCCGCAAGUGACGCUGACGUUGAUGGGUGAAGGAGGCUGCGGACUGCGAUGUGAUUGGUCCAAGAGGAGACGGGUGGAGGCCCUGACGUGUAAUCAGGGUGAGCAAGCGCGUUCAAGUUAUGACUUCUGGAGAAACGAGUCACUUAUUAUCGAAGAGCCUCGUAACGAGUCCCUUAGUGGGGAGCUUUCCGGGCCGCAUCAUUUCAAGUCGAAUUCAGCGGUCAGCGAGAGCGGCUCGAGCCGCUCACCCGACUCGCCACGCGAGCCGCUUGUCCUGUUCGGGAAACCGUUAAAUCCAACGGACGAGACGGUUAAUCCAAUGACGGGAACCACAGCAACCGACGCAGACACGUGCGAUGCAAUGGCUGCAAUGGCUGCUUCUCCGGCCCACACGUCUGCAAUGGUUCCUCCGGCCUCUCCUGACGUGGCUGCUGACGUGUGCGACGCUGAGGUGGCACCUGACGUGUCAGCGAGGGAGAGCGAACCCGCUGCGGCAGCUGCGGCUGUUCUCGAUUUCCCAGCAACACCUGAAUCAACGGCUGGAGCAGCAGGAGAAGCAGCUGAGGAAAAUCACGCUGUUGAUCGUCGAACCGGCUUGAAGCCUCACGUUCUAGCCGCUGGCGGCGGCGGCGGCGGUGGCGGCGCCACCCCGCGCGGGAUCGGGAAGCUGGGGCGGCGCUUCCGCGGGAUCCGCCAGCGGCUGUGGGGGCGGUGGGCGGCGGAGGUGCGCGACCCGUUCGCGCGGCGCCGCCUGUGGCUGGGGAGCUUCGACUCCGCGGAGGAGGCCGCGCGCGCGUACGACGUCGCGACGCGGAGAUUAAGAGGCCCCUGGGCUAAGACAAACUUUCCUCUGGACCCGCGCGACCCGGAGGAUAAGGAGCAGCUUGCGCGGAUGGCGGUGGCGGUGGCGGCGUGCGCCAAGGGGCGGUACCGUACGAAGCUGGCGGCGUGGCGGAAGCUGUGCGGGCCGGUAGAGGUGGCGGGGGUGGUGGUGACGGGCGGAGAUGCGGAGGAGCGCGCGGAGGCGGGGGCGGACGCGGAGGGGGGGUUGGAUGGGGGCGCGGAAGGAGGAGGAGCGGAAGAGGGGGGAAUGGCGGAGGAAGAAGCGGAGGAAGAGGAGGCUGUGGGUGACGCGGUGGUGGCGGAGGGGGUAGAGGCGGAAGGGGAGGGGAAAGGGAAGAGGGGGGAGAACGAGAACGAGCAGGAGGAAAAGGAGGAGGAGGACAACAUUGAGGAGGAAAAAAACGACGACGCUUCUGCUGGUGAUGAGGUUAUGACAAGGAGUGGCACCAGCAUCAGCAUCAGCAGCAGCAGCACCACCAGUACACGUGAAAUGGCUGACGUGGAUGCCAUAAAAGCAACGCCUGAAGUUGAGACUCCUGCCAGCUCAGCGCCUGCCAGAUCUGCUCCUGCCAGCUCAGCGCCUGCCAGAUCUGCUCCUGCCAGCUCAGCUCUGGAGUCUAAUUCUGCAAGGACUGAAGGUGAUGCCAAGGAUUCAACUAUCAAUAACGGUGGAGUCACCGUGGAUCCGGUUGCUGUAAGCACGGCCUCGACCAAUGAAGGCUCUCCAUCUGUCCCUGCCCAAAAACCUGCGGAUUCUCCUGUGCCUGCAGCUGUACCCUCAUCAUCCUCUGUACAGUCCCAGCUUUUUAGAGGCGUGCGUCAGCGUCCUUCAGGCAAGUGGGCGGCGGAGGCUCGGGAUCCAACCACGAAGCGCCGGCUGUGGCUCGGGAGCUUUGACACGGCUGAGGAGGCGGCCCGAGCUUAUGAUGCUGCAGCAAGGAAGAUGAGAGGUUCGGGUGCCAGGUGCAAUUUCCCUACCAAGGAAUAA
This is a messenger RNA of Closterium sp. Yama58-4, 2076 nucleotides long. The record is from the annotation of a GenBank genome assembly. NCBI's taxonomy places the organism in Eukaryota, Viridiplantae, Streptophyta, Zygnematophyceae, Desmidiales, Closteriaceae.